CUGGGUGGAUGGAAGAUGGAAGUAGGAGUCCCACAAGAAAGCGUCCUUGGACCACUCUUCUUUCUCAUCUACAUCAGUGAUCUACCGAAUGCAUCACAGCUACUCAAACCCAUAUUAUUUGCAGAUGACACUACAUAUGUCUUUUCCCACCCAAACACAGUCAUACUAGCAAACACAGUCAAUGCUAAAUUGCAGAAAAUAUCUGCCUGGAUGAUGACUAACAAACUUACCCUCAACACUGAUAAAACCUGUUUCAUUCAGUUUGGAAACAAAGCUGUAAAUGAUCCAAUUAACAUAACGCUAAAUGGAUCAUCAGUCACAAGACUCACAGAGGGAAAAUUCCUAGGUAUCCACCAUGACAGUAGCCUUAAGUUCCAGAGACACAUACAACAAAUCACCAAGAAAAUCUCCAAGACUGUAGGCAUACUAUCAAAGAUAAGGCAACCAGAACCACAAAUCCUUGAUUAUCAGACCCAGCAGUAUAAGUUAUUACCUCAGAUUGCUACCAUAUUUGGAAUACAUUUUUCAACCAAGGAUGUUUGGGAUACAUACAAUGAAGUUACAGGAAACAUUCAUGAAGGUAACCUGGAUCUUUUGCCUGAGUUGCAUGCCUUAUCAUGUGGCCUCAAAGCUCUGAGCUCCAGUGAUGCAGCCUCAGGAAUAGAAAUUUGCCGCCUCGCUUGUGGAGGACAUGGUUACCUAUCAUCGUCAAAUUUGCCCCGAAUCUACACUACCACCACGGCUGCUAUUACAUAUGAAGGAGAAAACACAGUCAUGUGGUUACAAGUGGCUCGGUAUCUCAUUAAAUCUUACCGCGAAGCCCGUCAAGGUCAACGUUUACAACAUUCAGUUUCCUACCUCACUGCACAACCUGCAUCUGCCUAUACCACCUCUGAACUUUCUAAUGCAGAUUUGGUGGAGGCCUUCAAAAAAGCAGUGUCAUCCAUGAUAUCAGAAACAGCUGCCAGACUCCAGCAGUAUUGUGACAUGGGAAAACCUUUUGAACAUGCCUGGAAUAGUUGCUCUGUGCUCUUGGUUAAAUGUGCUCAGGCUCAUAUUCGAUACUUUACAUGUGUAAAGUACGUAGCUGGUAUUGAGAAUGCAGAACUGAGUGAAGGAGGGCGCAAUGUGUUGCGUCGCUUGUGUCGCCUCUACCUCAUCUAUCACAUCACUCUGAAUCAAGGAGAUUUUCUUAGGAGUGGAUCCCUGACCAGCCACCAUAUCAGUACCUUGGAAGGGGAGAUGUGCAAUCUGUUGGCUGCCUUACGACAUGAUGCUGUCUCACUUGUUGAUUCCUUUGACAUCCAUGAUCGCAUUUUGGACUCAACUCUUGGAUGCUGGGAUGGAAAUGUGUAUCAAAGAAUGUUUGAUGAAGCCCAGAAGAGUCCUUUGAACCAGACAGAUGUUCCUGAAGCUUACUACAAGUACUUGAGGCCACUCAUGAAAGCAAACCUUUAGAAUUGCCUAAACACAUACUCUAUGAUUUUUUUUCAGAGUAAUUAAAGAAAAUAGUAGUAUUAUUAUAGGUAGUAGGUUGGUAGACAGCAACCGACCAGGGAGGAACUACCGUCCUGCCAAGUGAGUGUAAAACGAAAGCCUGUAAUUGUUUUACUUUAGGGUAGGAUUGCUGGUGUCCCCUUUUUUUUGUCUCAUGAACAUGCAAGAUUUCAGGUACGUCUUGCUACUUCUACUUACACUUAGGUCACACUACACAUACAUGUACAAGCACAUAUAUACACACCCCUCUGGGUUUUCUUCUAUUUUCUUUCUAGUUCUUAUUCUUGUUUAUUUCCUCUUAUCUCCAUGGGGAAGUGGAACAGAAUUCUUCCUCCGUAAGCCAUGCGUGUUGUAAGAGGCGACUAAAAUGCCGGGAGCAAGGGGCUAGUAACCUCUUCUCCUGUAUAUAUUACUAAAUGUAAAAGGAGAAACUUUCGUUUUUCCUUUUGGGCCACCCUGCCUCGGUGGGAUACGGCCGGUGUGUUGAAAGAAGAAAGAAGUAGUAUUAUUAUAAUAGUAUGCAGGUAAUUUUAUGUAUGUUUUGGUAGUAAGUAGUAAUAUAUGUAUAAGCAUGAUAGCACUGAUGCUGUAAGCUGUUUUAUUUGUUAUUAAUACGUAUUACAUGCAAUGUGCAUUCAAGUUACUUGUUCUUGUUACUCGUUUUUUUUUCAUUUAGGGGUGACAUUUUCUAAAAAGAUAUUGAAGUGAAAGGUCAUUUCUUUGCUUUUAGGCAAAAGUUCAUCUGAUUAAGGUACAGGAAUACUUCAUUGUAAAAAAGGUUAUGACCGUGUUAUACAUACAUACAUACAUACAUACACCAUUUUUAUUAAAUUUAAAAAAAUAUUCCUUGAGGUGAAACUGGUGAACUAAACCUCAUUUAUAAAAUAAAGUUUCAGUUAUAAUGUAAUAAUGAAAAUUAAAUUUUAAAAAUGUUAAUCUUUCAAGAUGUAAAGUAAAUUUUGUCUUAAUUAGUACUAAUCCUGUUUAAACCAAAUUGUUUACUUUGUAUGUGGUGUUUUUUGCAUGGUUUCAUCACUAAGAGUUGCAACAGAGUAAGACUAAUAGUUAUCUAAUAACAAAUCUUUUAGGAGUAGAACUACUUGUUUUUCUUUAUAGGUCUGUAGUCUGUAUACAUUGAUACUACUAUAUUACUUUUUUAUAAAUAGUUUGUUGUGUUUUGGUAAAGAUUUAUGCUAUAUUAAUGUAAACCUCUGAAAAAAACAGUGCUUAAAUUAUUUUUAUACAAAUAUUGCACUGAGUAAACUAUCAAAAAUGAACAGCAAGCAGAAGGGAGUUCCCACUAAGGCCAUCAGAUUAAUUCUGAUGAGGACACUUGAGCACAACAGAAAGAUCUAGAUAGGUUGAUGCAGUAAUUGGAGAAGUGGCAGGUGCAGUUUAAUGUCGACAAAUCUAAGGUUCUAAGCCCUGGGAAGAGAGAAUUACCAUGGCACUUAUAAAUUGAAUAAUGUAGAUCUCACUCACUCUGUUAAAAAAAAAAAAGAUUAAGGAGUUCUGGUUAGAAGUUAAUUCAAGCCAAGAGAAUAGUGCAUAAGUGUUCAUAGUAAAGCUAAUAGAAUUCUUGGCUUCAUAUCAAGAAGUACAAAUAAUAGGAGUCCUCAGAUCAUACUUUGAAUUUAUAUAUUCGUACGUAGUUAGGUGCCAUUUAGAUUAUGCUAUGCAGUUUUACUCACUGUAUUACAGAAUGGACAUAAAUGCACUGGAAAACAUACAGAGAAAGGUGACAAAAUUGAUAUCAUGUAUCAGAAAUCUUUCCUACGAGGACAGACUGAGGGCACUGAAUCUGCACUCUGGAAAGGCAUAGAAUUAGGGAUGAUAUGAUUGAGGUGCAUAAAUGGAAGACAGGAAUAAAUAAAGGGGAUAUAAAUAAUAUGGUAAAAAUAUUUACUCAAGACAGGAUUCACAUCAGUGGAUUCAAGUUUGAAAAAAUUAGAAUUAGAAAAGAUACAGGAAAGCAGUGGUUUGGUAAUCGAGUUGUGGAUAGAUGGAACAAACUGCUGAGUAGCGUCAUUGAAGUGAAAAACCUUGUGUAGCUUUAAAAAUAGGUUACACAAGUAAAUUAGUGAGUGUGAGUUGAGCUUGCCUAGAAUGAGCCAGUAGGCCUGCUGCAGUGCUCCUCCUCUUUUAUGUUCUUGUGUAUCAGAGGUGAACAAAAGACAAGAGGGAGUUUUCACCAAGGUAUCUAUCUGAGCUGAGCAAAAGACAGGAGGGAGUUUCCAUUAAAGUAUCAUAAGUGAACAGUAGACCAUGGGGAGUUUCCACAAAGGCAUCAGAGGUAGCCAACAGGAGGGAAUUUCCACUAAGGUAUUGGAGGUGAACAGCAGACAGGAGGGAGUUUCCACUAAGGUAUCAGAAGUGAACAGCAGACAGGAGGGA
Messenger RNA from Cherax quadricarinatus, 3891 nucleotides. The record is from RefSeq and is a predicted model, not a curated record. Lineage: Eukaryota; Metazoa; Arthropoda; Malacostraca; Decapoda; Parastacidae.